Molecule: messenger RNA, 656 nt
Organism: Entamoeba invadens IP1
Lineage: Eukaryota; Evosea; Mastigamoebida; Endamoebidae
Exons: 2
Molecular function (GO): nucleic acid binding
Source: RefSeq, a predicted model, not a curated record
AUGAAUAAUGAAAUCGACAGAUACAUAGACAGAGACGAUGUUGAAAUUGCAUAUCAACGCAAAUCCUUUAUUACGGAAGACAUAUACAUGAUGUGGCUUGAAAGAUGUAUUAAACCAGAACUGGAAUUAAGAAGAAAAAAUUGCCCACAAGAAUGGGCGGUUUUAAUACAAGACAACUGUGUCAGCCACAUUAAAGAUGGUGCUAGAAAGUGGCUGUUCGAAAAUAAAGUGGCUUUAUUAUUAUUGUGCCCACACAGCAGCCACUUGUCUCAACCACUGAACGUCGUCAUAUUUGGCGUUCAAAAAAGAGCAAUGGGUUCUUCGGUAUUUUCUCGACUUGUUGGUAUGAAGUACCCCGUUGGUGUUAUGUCUCAAAAGGAUGAUGUUGAAGAUGAAGUCAAGAAGGCUACAAAGCGAAGAAAAAUGGAAAUUUUAGAACUCAAGGAUCAAGAUGGUGCAAUAGAUGCUGCUAAGUUGGAAGAGUUGUCUGUUUGUAUGGUCACAAAAAGAGUCGUUGAAAUCAUCCAAUCGUUCAAAAUUGCCUGCGUAAACAACAACAACAACACCUCAGCCUUUCACAUGUGUGGUUACGUAAAAAAGCCAAUUGGAAAAGAAAAGGAUGGUAAUUAUGAUGUCGGAAUUUUUAACGGUAGGGA